AUGACCCGCUCCAGCGGGGCAUUCCCGAAUGUGAGCACAUCCCUGGCAUCCCGCUGGCCUCGCACCGAGUCAGUGACCCCGGGCAUCCUGCCUUGCGCGGUGAGGAUGGACGCCGAGCUGCUCGUCACUCCGCUCUUCCUCCUCCUCCUCCUCUCCGUCCUGUGGCUCCUGGUCUGGCGGAGUGACCCCAGGAGGAGCCAGCUGCCUCCUGGCCCAGCCCCGUGGCCCAUCCUGGGCAACCUGUGGCAGAAGGAUGUGCUGCCCCUCUACAGGCACUACGAGAAGCUCAGCAGCACCUACGGCCCCAUCUUCACCGUGUGGCUGGGGCUGAAGCCGGUGGUGGUGCUCUGCGGGUACGAGGUGGUGAAGGACGCCCUGGUGGGACACUCUGAGGAGUUUGGGGGCAGACCCUCCAUCCCCCUCCUGAUGCAGCUCUCCAAAAACUAUGGAUUUGUCUCUGACAAUGAGAAGAAGUGGCGGGAGCUGCGGAGGUUCACGCUCAGCACCCUGCGGGACUUUGGCAUGGGGAAGAGCUCCAUGUCCCAGAAGGUGCAGCAGGAGGCUCAGCACCUGGUGGAGCUGCUGGCAAAGCUCAAAGGAAAUGCCUUUGAGCCCAUGACCUUGUUCAGACACGCCGUGUCCAACGUGAUCUGCUCCGUGGUGUUCGGGAGCCGCUACAGCUACAGCGAUGCGGCGUUCCUGGAGCUGCUCAACGCCGUGGGGAACUACGUCAGCUUCUUCCUGUCCCCCGUGGCCAAGGUGUACAACACCUUCCCCAGCAUCAUGGACCGGCUUCCGGGGCCGCACAAGAAGGUUCUGGCUGACUGCCAGAAGCUGAAGGACCACAUCCAGGAGAAGGUGCAGUUCCACCAGCUGACUCUGGACUCCAGCUGCCCCCGGGACUACAUCGACUGUUUCCUGAUCAGAGCAGAGAAGGAGAAGGGCAGCCCAGAGACCAUGUACAGCCACGAAGACCUGAUCAUGUCAGUGUUCAGCCUCUUCGGGGCCGGGACGGUGACAACCAGCAACACCCUGGUGUUCUUCCUGCUGAUGCUGGCAAAGCACCCCCACAUCCAAGCCAAGGUCCAGGAGGAGAUCGAUGCCGUGGUGGGCUCUGGCCGUGCCCCCAGCACGGAGGACAAGCUGAGGAUGCCCUACACCAACGCCGUGAUCCACGAGCUGCAGCGCUUCCACAAGACCCGCAUCGAGAACUUCCCGCGCAUGGCAACGCAGGACGUGCUGUUCAGGGGCUACACCAUCCCCAAGGGCACUCCUGUCAUUCCAGUCCUUUCCUCUGUGCAUUCGGACCCAACCCAGUGGGAGAACCCCAAGAAAGUGGACCCCGCACACUUCCUGGAUGAGAAGGGCGAGUUCAGGAAGCGCGAGGCCUUCAUGGCGUUCUCAGCAGGGAAGAGGAUGUGCCCGGGGGAGGCGCUGGCCCGCAUCGAGCUCUUCCUGUUCCUCACCACGCUGCUGCAGAGCUUCACCUUCCAGCUGGCCACGGAGCACAGGGAGCUGGAUCUGUUCUCCCUGUGGCUCGAGAUCGAGAGCAGGGCGAUCCCGGGCAAGUUCUUCGCUCUCCCACGCCCAGUGUCCCCCUAA
Molecule: messenger RNA, 1602 nt
Organism: Melozone crissalis (California towhee)
Lineage: Eukaryota; Metazoa; Chordata; Aves; Passeriformes; Passerellidae
Product: cytochrome P450 2C5-like
Exons: 10
Coding region: 1-1602 (533 amino acids)
Biological process (GO): xenobiotic metabolic process
Cellular component (GO): intracellular membrane-bounded organelle; cytoplasm
Molecular function (GO): heme binding; iron ion binding; oxidoreductase activity, acting on paired donors, with incorporation or reduction of molecular oxygen, reduced flavin or flavoprotein as one donor, and incorporation of one atom of oxygen
Source: RefSeq, a predicted model, not a curated record